AUGUUCCGACCUGACUACUGGUCUGAGGACCCCAUGGAUGGCAUUAUGGGAGCUGGCAUGCUCCGUGGAGGCCCUGCAGCUCGUCGCUUUGAUGAAUAUUAUCGAUGCUACCCCGUUGCGAUGCUUCCUGGCCCUGAGAGAGAAAAUGUCAACCACGGUGGAAAGGUUAUCAUGCCUCCCAGUGCACUGGACAAACUCACUCGCCUCCAUAUCACCUACCCUAUGCUCUUUGAGCUGCACAAUGGCGCCAAAGAGCGGAUGUCACAUGCUGGUGUUCUAGAGUUUAUUGCAGAGGAGGGGAAAAUUUACCUGCCAUUCUGGAUCAUGCAAACCUUGCUUCUGGAGCCCGGUGACUUACUUCAGAUCAAGUCGACCGAUCUCCCCCCGGGUCAGUUUAUCAAGCUCCAGGCACAGUCAACAUCAUUCCUCGAUAUCAGUGACCCGAAAGCCGUCCUUGAAAAUGCAUUCCGCAACUUCUCUUGCCUCAGCAAGGGCGAUGUAUUUACAUUCUCAUACAACGAUCAAGUUUAUGAAAUGGCAGUUUUAGAGACCAAGCCCGCAGGCUCCAAGAACUCCAUCUCGGUUCUGGAAACCGACUUGGAAGUCGAUUUCGCCACGCCGGUUGGAUACGAGGAACCGCAACGUACCAGCGGUACCAGUACUCCGGGAAGCGUGGUGAAACUUCCCUCUGGUGGACUUCUGCAUCCUCACGGCUCCAUGGCCCAGUCAAUAAACUAUGCCGCCAUCGCGCCCGACUCCACAGAGGCUGCCGCUGGUGCCCGAGCUGCGUCAUCCAACUUUUUGUCGGAAGGGCAGCGUCUGAACGCCAAGAAAGGUAGCAAGGCGCCUACUCCGAAAGCCUCUACCCCCGCACCGGGGGCUACCAAUCCUCAGCACCCCCCACCUGUACGCAGAACAAACGGCCCACAACCACUGCGCCUUCCACCUAAUCAACUCUUCUUCGGGUACGAGUUAAAGCCAGUGAAGCCACGCGACGAGAAUGGCCAGCCUGUGAUGCCCGCGGACCAGCCAACUUUUCAGGGUAUUGGUCAGACAUUACGAGGAAAGAAGAAGGACCUCAGUGGGUCAGCUACUCCCACUUCUGGUAGUGAGGCCGAGAGCCAGAAAGGCAAGGGGGUCAGUGGGGGUGGACGAACUCUGGGGAGCAGCAAGCGCUGA
Penicillium verhagenii is the source of this 1179-nucleotide messenger RNA. RefSeq names its product polyubiquitin-binding protein UFD1. Gene Ontology annotation, molecular function: polyubiquitin modification-dependent protein binding. The record is from RefSeq and is a predicted model, not a curated record. Gene Ontology annotation, cellular component: VCP-NPL4-UFD1 AAA ATPase complex. The transcript is spliced from 3 exons. NCBI's taxonomy places the organism in Eukaryota, Fungi, Ascomycota, Eurotiomycetes, Eurotiales, Aspergillaceae. The coding region runs from base 1 to 1179 and encodes 392 amino acids.